Molecule: messenger RNA, 866 nt
Organism: Etheostoma cragini (Arkansas darter)
Lineage: Eukaryota; Metazoa; Chordata; Actinopteri; Perciformes; Percidae
Exons: 4
Coding region: 192-866 (224 amino acids)
Molecular function (GO): nucleic acid binding
Source: RefSeq, a predicted model, not a curated record
AUCUUUCAACAAACCAACAGGUAAGUAUUGCAUUUUACAUGGAUUGUUUCUGUUCUCACUUGUCAUGUCAAUACGGUCACACAGUAAUGCAUAUGUUGAAAUUUUUGUCCCUCUAAAGAAUACAACGUCUUCCACCCUCUGGGGGAAGAGGAAAGCUCCUCAAUAAUGAUCAAGAGCUUGCCAUUGUAGAAAUGGUUGUUGCAAAUAAUGCAAUAAAACUGCAUGAAAUUCAAGCUAGAAUUGUGGAGGACCAUGAGAUAUUUGACAAUAUCGAUAGCAUCAGCCUCACAACCAUUACACGGACAUUGUCCAAACACAGAGUGCGGAUGAAGCAGCUCUACACUGUUCCCUUUGAGAGGAACAGUGAGAGAGUCAAGGAGCUACGACAACAGUAUGUCCAGAGAGUUAUGGAAUUGGAGGCCAACCAGGCCCCUCAUGAAUUCAUAUACAUAGAUGAGGCAGGAUUCAAUCUGGCCAAAAGGCGUCGACGUGGACGAAAUAUAAUUGGAAAAAGGGCCACAGUUGAUGUGCCAGGACGGAGAGGGGCAAACAUUACCAUGUGUGCGGCAAUUGCAAAUGCAGGAUUACUCCAUCACAGAUGUCAGGUUGGACCCUAUAAUACCGAGCGCAUCCUUGCCUUUCUCAAUGAUCUCCACCAGCACCUGGUUCCAGAGCAGGAUCAGGAGGGUGAAAACAUGUGGACCUUUGUAAAUACCUGGGACAAUGUGGCUUUCCAUCAUUCGCAAGCAUGGAGGUGGAAGGUUUAUGACCAUCAGCCACAUGACCAGAUGUCCCUCCUUGAAGCCAUGGAUGCUGGCUGCAGGGACAUCCCAGUUCAUGACUGCCAAGGUGUGAGUCUGUGUUAA